Molecule: messenger RNA, 699 nt
Organism: Penicillium hordei
Lineage: Eukaryota; Fungi; Ascomycota; Eurotiomycetes; Eurotiales; Aspergillaceae
Exons: 2
Coding region: 1-699 (232 amino acids)
Source: RefSeq, a predicted model, not a curated record
AUGCCCGUGCAGAUUUCAAAUCUCCAAUCAGUACUACGUCGGAGAGACCUACACAGCUCGACACUGGCACUGGCACUGACACUGUCGUCUAAUACUUGCACUGGGACCAAACCGUCACCAUCAACCUUGACCGACCCGUUUGUGAAAGGAAACCGCGAGCUCAAAACCGGCACCUUCAUGCAGUGUGACACUGUCGUUGAAAAAGUCAUCGUGCCUGAGACUUCCACUACAACGGAACCCAAAUCUCCAUCCGUCGAUUUGUUUAGCCCGCCUACCCAAGAAAAUCUCGAAACCGGCACAAUCGCUACAUGGGAUAUGCCCGCUCACCCUAGCCAGAAAAAUCCUAGCACUAUACCCAACACAUCCUCUGAUGAUUCCUCUUCUGAGGGCUUGGAUAGCUCCUCUGGUGCCAAAUCUGAGAUUUUCUCCACUAACAGCCUUGAUACGAGACCGGAAUCUCCAUCUAGUGCCUUGUUCGACGCAUCUGCCUAUGAAAAUUGCGAAUCCAAACCCAGCACUACACCGGACAUGUCGGCUCAAUAUGAUAGUGAUAGUGAUGCUCAAACCGUUAUCCUGUGUGACGAUAACUCCGAGAAUGACUCCAACACACUUCCAAACUCCAGCUCCAGCCAGAGAGAGCCUAACACCAUAUCCAGCACGUCAUCUGGAAGGCCAUUACAACGCCCUGAGAGAAGCUGA